Molecule: messenger RNA, 1101 nt
Organism: Aplysia californica (California sea hare)
Lineage: Eukaryota; Metazoa; Mollusca; Gastropoda; Aplysiida; Aplysiidae
Source: RefSeq, a predicted model, not a curated record
GAUGCCUUGUGAAUUCAACCCAAAUUCCAUCGUGAACUGAAAGAUGUGUUUACUGAAAGAUGAAGGCAAGCCAUGCCUUCAUGGCCAUCGUCACUUGGAUAAGGAUUCUAGCUGAUCUUUUUGAAACAUGUGAAGGUGCUAGCGCUUUGAUUAGCAAGUCAUUGUACAAAGUGGGUGACGAAAUCGUGUUCAACUGCUCUGUGGCUAAGUUCACUGCCCCCGCCUCUCUGGGCAGCAAGAACUACAUUUUAACACUACAGAAAAAGAAGGACACGGCAGCUCUACCUCAAAUGCUCACGAAAUUCGAGAGUGCUGGCCAAAUUCGUGUGAACGUGCCUGACCACUGGACAUCGGUGAGUGACCACGAGCUUGUCAUAAAACGGGACCGCGAGAUUGUCUACAAGGUGCCGUCCGCCGACUGCGACGAUCAAGGAAUCUAUGAGUGCGUGUUUAAGUUUGACAGCGAUGUGAAAGAAAAGAAAAAGCAAGCGGUUCUGACUCUGACGGCGGACACUGAACCAACGUGUGACGUGGAGAUGGACGGAAAACCUGUGGGUGGACCCGACCCGAGCAUUGACGUUCGAGAAGGACAAACUGUUCGGUUAGCCUGCAAGAAGCAACUGGGUGAUUCCCCCUUGGCCUGGGAAUGGUUGAAGGGGUGCCAGAAUAAAUGGAUUGACUGGCCGCCUGCAAACCGUCGCCAAAGCUCCACGACCUCCACUUCAGACCUCUGCUCCAUGAGCAUCUGGACCACCUCCUCGGACAUCACCGUCACCAAAGACCUGGACGGAUGCACGAUACAGAUGCUGCUAGUCUCCACGGUCAGACGAGCUGAUCUGGCAAUGCGCACCGUCAAAGUCAAGGUCCUUCCCGGAGGGCCCAAGCCAACAACGACAGCCUCAGGCACCACGCCCCCGAUGUCUGCGGCUGCUUCAACUCCUGGAACGGAGACACCCACUUCAGAGCCAGAGGAGAGUUCCGGGGAGGAGGAGGAAAAAGACAACUGCAAGCACUACGUGAAGAUACUGGCUCUGUCCGUCGGACUGUCUCUUCUCAUCUGUAGUCUCUGCGGAAUCUUUGUUCACGCCUUCUAUCUCAGGG